AUGCCAUCACUUGCUGGAUAUGUAAAAGCAUGGUCUGAGAAUGUCGUACAGAUGACUGUCAAGGGAUCGGGUCAUUUUGUUCCUAUGGAUCGCCCUGCUCAAACCCUGCAAAUGCUUGUUAACUUCUUAAGAAAUAACUACAACUACAGUACUCCCAUCUUUGACGUUGAUACCACUCCGCAACCCCUAAUCUCUCCUCCAGCAUCGACACCAGAUUGCUCACGUAAGGAAUCCGAUCGUAUCGUUACGAUGCCUGGUCUCGACUGGAACUUACCAUUCAAACAAUAUUCAGGAUUCCUCAAGGGAUCUGACACACAUAUGCUUCACUAUUGGCUUGUGGAAUCUGAACUCGUAGAUCCAGCUAGUGCACCAUUGCUUCUUUGGCUGAACGGUGGACCUGGUUCUAGCUCCUUGGAAGGAUUAUUCUUCGAGAAUGGACCAUUCAGAAUUGGGAAAGAUGGCGUUACCGUAACGAGAAACCCUUACUCAUGGAAUAAGUUCGCGAACGUUUUGUAUUUGGAAUCGCCAGUAGGAGUCGGCUACUCAUAUUCCACAGAUGGUGUUUUGCCACAAUAUUCUGAUGAACUGUUCGCAAACGUUUUGUACUUGGAAUCGCCAGUAGGAGUCGGAUACUCAUAUUCCACAGAUGGUGUUUUGCCACAAUAUUCUGAUGAGUUGGUAAGUUAAUA
Messenger RNA from Strongylus vulgaris, 689 nucleotides. The record is from the annotation of a GenBank genome assembly. NCBI's taxonomy places the organism in Eukaryota, Metazoa, Nematoda, Chromadorea, Rhabditida, Strongylidae.